This is a messenger RNA of Drosophila mauritiana, 1803 nucleotides long. RefSeq names its product lipase 3. Gene Ontology annotation, biological process: lipid metabolic process. The coding region runs from base 416 to 1633 and encodes 405 amino acids. NCBI's taxonomy places the organism in Eukaryota, Metazoa, Arthropoda, Insecta, Diptera, Drosophilidae. The record is from RefSeq and is a predicted model, not a curated record. Gene Ontology annotation, molecular function: hydrolase activity, acting on ester bonds. The transcript has 3 exons.
AAAUGAGUGGCAAGCCCUGCGAGCGGCGGACGCAUGCGCAGUCGAUAAAGCACAUUCGGAUCGAACACUAGCUGGCGGAGCAGCCGGAGACGAGGAAACGGCACUUCGAUUGCAAUUCCCAUUCAUAUCCAUUCAGACGGUUUUCAGUUUUCGGUUUUCGGUUUUGGUUUUGGCUUGGUUUCGUUUUCAGUUUGAGUUUCGGCGUUUUUGAAAGCUCUCUGCUGGCAGCGAAAGAAAGAAAGAAAGUGCUGUCUUUCGGUCUUAAAGCCGCCGAUCCUUGGGCAGCUUUCGUUUUCAUUUUCAUUUUCGGUUUCGGUGCGAUCGACUGCGAACCGGUUGGACUUCUGAUCGGUUACCCAGUUACUUAAUCCCAGCGUGCGUCGUUCAUGUAACCAUAAUCCUGGUGACCACCACCAUGCGACGGGAGCGAGUGGUGCUGCUGUGCCUGGCGCUGCUCGGAUUGCAGCAGGUGUCCAGGGCCACUCUGCGUCAGUCGCGCGAAAUCAUCAUCACAGAUGCGGUGCGGCGCAUCCAGAACGACGGCUACAACGUGGAGCGCCACUCGGUGACGACGAAGGACGGAUAUGUGCUCACCCUGCACCGCAUCCCGCAGGUGGAUCCCGAGCUGGGCAGUCUGCUGCGACGCCCUGUCGUCUUCCUGCUCUCCGGACUCUAUGCCUCGUCGGAUGUGUGGCUGCUGAACGGGCGGGAGGACUCCUUAGCCUACCUUCUUUGGCGAGCAGGAUACGAUGUGUGGCUGGGAAACAAUAGAGGCAACAUCUACUGCCGGAAGAACAUGUGGCGGAACACCACAGAGCGGGAGUUCUGGGACUUCAGCUGGCACGAGAUGGGUGUCUACGACUUGCCAGCCCAGGUGGACUACGUGCUUCGGACAACCGGACAGAAGGCGAUGCACUUCGUGGGCAUCUCGCAGGGCGGCACCGUCUUCCUGGUCCUCAAUUCAAUGAUGCCGCAAUAUAAUGCCGUCUUCAAGAGCGCCACCCUGCUGGCCCCGGUGGCCUAUGUGAGCAAUACAAAGAGCGGGCUGGCCAAGGUCAUUGGUCCAGUGCUCGGCACCCGGAACUAUGUCUCUAAGAUGCUCGAGGGCGUCGAGAUGUUCUCCACGAACAAGUUCUUCAAGAAGUUCCUAUCGAUGACGUGUCUGGAGAACGAAAAGCCCCUGGUCUGCAUUAGUCGCCUGUGGCCAGCCGUUGGCUACGACACCCGAUUCCUUAACAAGACGUUAUUGCCCGACCUGAUGGCCAACUUUCCGGCGGGCGGAUCGGUGAAGCAGCUGAUGCACUACUUCCAGGGCUAUGUGUCCACCAGAUUCCGGCAGUAUGACUACGGUCCCGAGCGGAACUGGCUGCACUACCAGCAAUUGGAGCCUCCGGAGUACGCGCUGGAAAACGUGUCCACGCCAGUUACGGUCUUCUUCUCGGAGAACGACUACAUUGUGGCGCCGGCGGACAUCUGGCGAUUGCUCACCCGGUUGCCCAACGUGGAAGCCGUGUACAAGGUUCCUUGGAAGCGAUGGAACCACUUUGACUUCAUUUGCGGAUUGGGGGUCAGGGAGUACAUCUUCGACAACAUUGUGCUCUCCAUGAACCGCUACGAGCAGCGGCGACGCUGAUGAAAGCCAGGAUGUCGUAGGAUGCCGGUGGAUCACAGCCAGAACUAUCACUAGUGCCAAAAACAAAUUGUAGAAUUACGAAACGGAGUCCGCGUUGAAUCAGCUAGAUCAACCAUGGAUAUAUGUACUGAUUAAUAAAUAAAUAAUUUAUAGUUUAGACCAAAUAAAAA